This is a messenger RNA of Rana temporaria (common frog), 1347 nucleotides long. RefSeq names its product adenosine receptor A1-like. Gene Ontology annotation, biological process: G protein-coupled adenosine receptor signaling pathway; chemical synaptic transmission; G protein-coupled receptor signaling pathway, coupled to cyclic nucleotide second messenger. Lineage: Eukaryota; Metazoa; Chordata; Amphibia; Anura; Ranidae. The coding region runs from base 71 to 1108 and encodes 345 amino acids. The record is from RefSeq and is a predicted model, not a curated record. Gene Ontology annotation, cellular component: membrane; dendrite. Gene Ontology annotation, molecular function: G protein-coupled adenosine receptor activity; neurotransmitter receptor activity; G protein-coupled serotonin receptor activity. The transcript has a single exon.
CUGGACUGAAAUAUAUGGUGAUGUGAAUUUUGAGAUUAGUGCGGCAUUGCUUACUACAUAUGAGAACACAAUGUACAUCUUUCUGGGGGUCCUAGUAAGAAAAAUAAGACAUUUAUACACAUUAAUAGCUUUCAUUAACCUUUCUCUCCUUUUAAGUUUUAUUCACGCAGCUGAACCCAAUAUGUUGUUAGAGAAAAUGAACAACAGUCUGCAGUCCUCUUCUGAAAUAAUAUUGUCCAUGGACAAAGCCUACACGGCAGGGGAGAUUACUAUUGCCGUCACUUCUGCUUUAGGAAAUAUUCUGGUGUGUGUUGCAGUCGCUCGCGAUCGGAGGCUGUGGACAGUGACUAACUGCUUCUUGGUGUCACUGUCUGUAGCAGACGUGUGUGUCGGAGCCUUUGCCAUCCCCUGUGCUAUUCUCACCAGCAUAGGCAUCCCCCAACAUAAUUUGGAACUAUGUCUACUGAUGCUCUCUGUCCUCAUCAUGCUUACCAUGAGCUCUACCUUCAGCCUUCUGGCCAUCUCUGUGGACCGGUACAUCGCCAUUCUGAACCCUCUACGAUAUAAAAGCAUCAUGACGUCCACAAACACCCUCAUUCUGAUCAUAACAGGUUGGAUCGUGGCAUUUCUCAGUGGGCUGAUGCCACUUAUGGGUUGGCACAAACCACCACCCAGCCAUGGCUACUGCAUCUUCACCCACGUCAUUGACAUGACAUAUCUGGUGUAUUUUUUUUCCUUUGUCUACUUCUAUCUGCCCGUCAUCAUCAUGGCCACCAUCUACACCAAGAUCUACUCUGCAGUGAAGAGGCAGCUACAUGGAACAGUGGUGGGUUCCCACCAUGGUGUUGUGGGUAAGCAAGGGGCGGGAAUGAAGGAGUUAAAAAACGGCUACUUCUCUCUUUACAAUCAUUUUCUUUUCAUGUUAUGCUGGGCUCCGCUGCAUAUCAUGAAUGGGGUGAGUCUACUCUGUCCAAACUGUUACAUUCCUCCGGUCAUCCUGGAGAUCGGAAUCAUUCUCACUCAUGCAAACUCUGCCCUCAACCCUGUUAUAUAUGUCUACAAGCUGAAAUCCUUCAGGAACACAUUCAAGAACGUCCUUCCUGUGUAGGGACCGGUCAGUCGUCCCAGCUAGAUGGACAGAUCAAACCUCUGUAUCUCAUCUACAUUAGUUAGCAAACUUUUUUUAUUUUAAAAAACAGCAAGAGGUUCUUCUAUACAUCAUCUACAGGAAAUUGUAACAGGCCUCCAAGACGGGAAAGCAGUAUGUAGUUCAUAUAUGGAUACGGUUAUCUACGCUAUGGAUGAAUGAAAGUGUUUGUUACCCCAGCAUGUCAUAUUACCGAUAUG